Messenger RNA from Camelina sativa (false flax), 600 nucleotides. The record is from RefSeq and is a predicted model, not a curated record. NCBI's taxonomy places the organism in Eukaryota, Viridiplantae, Streptophyta, Magnoliopsida, Brassicales, Brassicaceae.
AUGAACAAACACCUUGAGACUGAGAUAUAUGGGCAGGUACAACGAAGACUCCAGCUGAGGAUAGAGGCCCAAGGAAAGUACCUGCAAUCAAUUCUUGAAAAAGCUUGCAAGGCCUUUGACGAACAAGCUGCUGCUUUUGCUGGGCUUGAAGCUGCUAGGGAAGAGCUAUCAGAGCUAGCCAUCAAAGUUUCCAAUGUCUCUCAAGGAACAACAGUUCCGUUCUUUGAUGCAACAAAGAUGAUGAUGAUGCCAUCUUUGUCAGAGCUUGCAGUAGCAAUAGACAACAAAAACAACAUCACAACCAACUGUUCCGUGGAAAGCUCUCUGACUUCCGUCACUAAUGGGAGCUCGAUAUCUGCUGCAUCGAUGAAGAAACGGCAACGUGGAGACAAUAUGGGCGUUGGGUAUGAAUCUGGCUGGAUUAUGCCUAGUAGUACCAUUGGAUAAAGUUUAGGAAGAUGGGAAAGGUAGAGAUAAGAUUAAACUCUUCUUUACUUGCUUUGAGGGGCCUGUAUUAUUCGAUAUAAACUUGUCAUCAAAAUUUCGUCUUAGCCUACUCAUGUAUAUAUUUAAUGUUGAAGCUGAAGCUUUAGAGUUUCC